Messenger RNA from Hydractinia symbiolongicarpus, 1988 nucleotides. RefSeq lists its product as uncharacterized. Bases 123 to 1223 code for a protein of 366 amino acids. The transcript is spliced from 8 exons. The record is from RefSeq and is a predicted model, not a curated record. Gene Ontology annotation, molecular function: DNA-binding transcription factor activity, RNA polymerase II-specific; cAMP response element binding. NCBI's taxonomy places the organism in Eukaryota, Metazoa, Cnidaria, Hydrozoa, Anthoathecata, Hydractiniidae. Gene Ontology annotation, biological process: regulation of transcription by RNA polymerase II.
UGUUUUGCUUCUGUAUGAUUUUUGUUGGUAAGCGCGCCGAAUAAAAGAAACUGAUUUUUUAAGACCUUAUCCAAAGUUAAGCCAGUGAGAAAAAACCACUUUGUCACAAACAGAAUUUCAAGAUGGAGGCCAUCGAUCACCAAAACAGAAAUCGCACUUGGGAAGGCAAAAGAUUAACCGAAGCAGAAGAAAAACAGUGUCUAUCGUCAUCUGGGAUUACAAUAAGCGAAUACCUUAUCAACAAUUAUCCACCAGUGACACAAAUAGCAUACGAAACUGAGGACGCUGUCACCAUGGUUCCCCUGCGUAAUUCAACUUACUCCAGCAGUUCUGAGAUGGGAGCAGACACAGAAUAUCAAUUUGGUUCUUAUAAUCAAUUGGAUGCAGAAGAAAUGAAAAAAGCAAGAAGGAGAAUGAAGAACAAGAUAUCAGCUCAAGAAAGUCGGAGACGAAAAAAAGAAUAUGUAGAUUCACUGGAGGCAAGAUUGAAGCAAAGAGACCAGGAAAAGAAUCUCUUGAAAGAUAAAGUAACUGAGUUGGAAGAUAAAGUUAGAAUGUUGGUUGAUGAGCUUUUUGCGUUGAAACAAAAGCAACACAACGAAGAACUUUCAACAUCACUAAAUGAUGACGAAAACUCACGUGCAAAAUUUCAGCCGAAAUGCAUUUCUCAAAUAAGCAGAGCCACGCAGACUGGAAUCUGUUUACUUUGUUUUUUUAACCGUUCUAAAAAUACAAGCGAGUGUCACAAUGAUAUGGAGAAUGAUAUGGAAAUAAAUAAUCAGGACAUGAAAAACGGACAGGAGUUUUUCUCAACUUAUCAAUCAAUAAAUGAUAGCAUGUCGACACAGAGCUCAUUAUCAGAUUUUGAUGUCAAUGUAGAAGAUGAUGAAACUAUGACACCAUCUUUUCGAGAAAAUCAUCUUGUUCGAAGAUCAGCUUCUCCAGAUGAUGAAAUAAAGUUUAGGAAAGAAAGGCCAGCGUCUGCUGAUGGAGAACUGCAAUUCACAAGAAACAAACCUACCGUUAAAGCUCCCGAAAGCUUGCAGGACGGAAGCUGUCAAACUAUGAUUUAUGAUAACUCGCCCCAUGUAAAAUAUCGCCAACUGGAAACUCGCUUUUACGAGAAACAACAAUACACAUCAUCGGAAGGUCCUGGGGAUGAUGUAUUCUUUGAUAAUGCUGGACAAUAUGUUCGUAGACCAGGAAGUGCGGCAGUAAGAUAGGUUCUUUAAACACGAAAUGUAGAUAAUCUUUGUUUAUGCUGUUUUUUAUUUUGUAAAUAUUAGCUAUUUCUAAAUAGUAUGAGCUUGUGAUGACAAACAUGAAAUUUUCAAAAUUAAAUGCUCCAUUUCAUUAUGAGUCCUCUUUGCUGUUGAUUAGACAAUUUUUUACUUUAUCUACUUCAAUUCGGAGGGUAGAAACAACAAAACAGCAAUUUGCCUAGAGUUCUGCUCGUAUCAGAAUUUUUUCUCCAAAGUUUGGCAACUUUAGAAUUAGUCCAUGUGCUAGGUAACUCAGACAAUGAACCUUGAAACGAAACCGCAGCUUCCCGCUUAUGUUUUUAUUCUUUUUUGCAUUCAUUUAAAGCAAUGUUUUUUUUUAUUUUUGUGUGUCACGCAAACAUCUGCAGAAUGCACUGAUAUGAUUGCAAUGGACUCUGUCUAUCUCAAAACUAACAAGGAGUCGAAAAACAGAUUCGAGAAUAAAAAUAUACAAACUCAUCCCCAGGUUCAAUCAUUUUUGACAUCGGUAUUACCACCGUCUUGAUGUCAAAAAUAUACAAAAUAUCCCGGGAAUGAGUUUGGAGAUUGUAAUCAGAUAUAUAGAGAAUGUUACGGUCGUUGUUGUGAACUUUAUUCUUUGUGCUUCAUGUUUUUAAAGUUUGACCAACACCAGCCUUCUUUUUGUAGGGGCACUGGUAGUAAAUGAAAAUGUUAAGAAGCUGUUAUAGGUUUCUGUGUUAUUAUAAAAAUAUAUAAUUUAUUAAG